AUGGUGGUUUCUCAGGUUGUUGAGGGUGAUGGUGAACCAAUUGUACUGUCCAACAAGGUUGAUAAAGUUGCAGUGUCCUACAAGGUUGAAUCAGUUGUACUGUCCGUGGAGGUUGAAUCAGUUGCACUGUCCGUUGAGGUGGAAUCAGUUGCACUGUCUGUGGAGGUUGAAUCAGUUGCACUGUCCGUUGAGGUUGAAUCAGUUGCACUGUCCGUUGAGGUUGAAUCAGUUGCACUGUCUGUGGAGGUUGAAUCAGUUGCACUGUCCGUUGAGGUUGAAUCAGUUGCACUGUCCGUUGAGGUUGAAUCAGUUGCACUGUCUGUGGAGGUUGAAUCAGUUGCACUGUCCGUUGAGGUUGAAUCAGUUGCACUGUCUGUGGAGGUUGAAUCAGUUGCACUCUCUGUGGAGGUUGAAUCAGUUGCACUGUCCGUGGAGGUUGAAUCAGUUGCACUGUCUGUGGAGGUUGAAUCAGUUGCACUGUCCGUGGAGGUUGAAUCAGUUGCACUGUCUGUGGAGGUUGAAUCAGUUGCACUGUCUGUGGAGGUUGAAUCAGUUGCACUGUCCGUUGAGGUUGAAUCAGUUGCACUGUCUGUGGAGGUUGAAUCAGUUGCACUGUCCGUUGAGGUUGAAUCAGUUGCACUGUCCGUAGAGGUUGAAUCAGUUGCACUGUUUGUGGAGGUUGAAUCAGUUGCACUGUCCGUGGAGGUUGAAUCAGUUGCACUGUCUGUGGAGGUUGAAUCAGUUGCACUGUCCGUUGAGGUUGAAUCAGUUGCACUGUCCGUAGAGGUUGAAUCAGUUGCACUGUCCGUGGAGGUUGAAUCAGUUGCACUGUCUGUGGAGGUUGAAUCAGUUGCACUGUCUGUGGAAGGUUCAUCAGUUGCACUGUCCGUGGAGGUUGAAUCAGUUGCACUGUCCGUGGAGGUUGAAUCAGUUGCACUGUCCGUUGAGGUUGAAUCAGUUGCACUGUCUGCGGAGGAUGAAUCAGUUGCACUGUCCGCGGAGGAUGAAUCAGUUGCACUGUCCGUGGAGGUUGAAUCAGUUGCACUGUCCGUGGAGGAUGAAUCAGUUGCACUGUCCGUGGAGGUUGAAUCAGUUGCACUGUCCGUUGAGGUUGAAUCAGUUGCACUGUCUGCGGAGGAUGAAUCAGUUGCACUGUCCGCGGAGGAUGAAUCAGUUGCACUGUCUGUGGAGGUUGAAUCAGUUGCACUGUCCGUUGAGGUUGAAUCAGUUGCACUGUCUGUGAAGGUUUCAUCAGAUUCACUUUCCGAGGAGGAUAAAUCGGUUGCACUGUCUGUGGAGGAUGAAUCAGUUGCACUGUCUGUGGAGGAUGAAUCAGUUGCACUGUCAGUGGAGGAUGAAUCAGUUGCACUGUCCGUGGAGGAUGAAUCAGUUGCACUGUCCGUGGAGGUUGAAUCAGUUGCACUGUCCGUGGAGGUUGAGUCAGUUGCACUGUCCGUGGAGGAUGAAUCAGUUGCACUGUCAGUGGAGGAUGAAUCAGUUGCACUGUCCAUGGAGGAUGAAUCAGUUGCACUGUCCGUGGAGGUUGAAUCAGUUGCACUGUCCGUGGAGGUUGAGUCAGUUGCACUGUCCGUGGAGGAUGAAUCAGUUGCACUGUCUGUGGAGGAUGAAUCAGUUGCACUGUCUGUGAAGGUUUCAUCAGAGUCACUUUCCGAGGAGGAUAAAUCAGUUGCACUGUCUGUGGAGGUUGAAUCGAUUGCACUGUCUGUGGAGGUUGAAUCAGUUGCACUGUCCGUGGAGGUUGAAUCAGUUGCACUGUCCGUGGAGGUUGAGUCAGUUGCACUGUCCGUGGAGGAUGAAUCAGUUGCACUGUCUGUGGAGGAUGAAUCAGUUGCACUGUCCGUGGAGGUUGAAUCAGUUGCACUGUCCGUGGAGGUUGAAUCAGUUGCACUGUCCGUGGAGGUUGAAUCAGUUGCACUGUCCGUGGAGGUUGUAUCAGUUGCACUGUCCUUGGAGGUUGAAUCAGUCGCACUGUCUGUGGAGGAAGAAUCAGUUGCUCUGUCCGUGGAGGUUGAAUCAGUUGCACUGUCUGUGGAGGAUGAAUCAGUUGCACUGUCCGUGGAGGUUGAAUCAGUUACACCGUCCGAGGAGGAUGAAUCAGUUGCACUGUUCGUGGAGGUUGAAUCAGUUGUACUCUCCGUGGAGGUUGAAUCAGUUGCACUGUCCGAGGAGGAUGAAUCAGUUGCACUGUCCGUGGAGGAUGAAUCAGUUGCACUGUCCGUGGAGGUUGAAUCAGUUGCACUGUCUGUGGAGGAAGAAUCAGUUGCACUCUCCGUGGAGGUUGAAUCAGUUACACUGUCCGUGGAGGAAGAAUCAGUUGCACUGUCCGUGGAGGAUGAAUCAGUUGCACUGUCCGAGGAGGUUGAAUCAGUUACACUUUCCGAGUAGGUUGAAUCAGUUGCACUGUCCGAGGAGAUUGAAUCAGUAGCACUGUCCGAGGAGGUUGAAUCAGUUGCACUGUCCGAGGAGAUUGAAUCAGUAGCACUGUCCGAGGAGGUUGAAUCAGUUGCACUGUCCGUGUAGGUUGAAUCAGUUGCACUAGAGGUUGUUGGACCCGUUGUACUAUCAGAGGAUGUUGGUUCUGGAGAAGUACCUAUGGUUGUUUGAUCCGU
Messenger RNA from Procambarus clarkii (red swamp crayfish), 2630 nucleotides. The record is from RefSeq and is a predicted model, not a curated record. NCBI's taxonomy places the organism in Eukaryota, Metazoa, Arthropoda, Malacostraca, Decapoda, Cambaridae.